AUGGAUACAAUUGUUCAGGGGGCCCCAGACGAUGGGGCUCAAGAUUUAAGCCUUGUGGACACUGAAUGGACUAGUGUCAGCACGGAUUUAGGCAACAAUAAUGCUGGAGGAUAUGUUUACAUUGCUAUAAAAAUGGACCAACAAACAGGUCUGGCCACUCAGCAAGAAGUUUUUAGUGAUUUUGAUACUCAUGUUAGCCCUUUGGAUCCUAAUAUGAGCUCAGUGGCAAGGUACAGCCCUGUUUACAAUGAACCAACAAAUGACUUUAGUCCUAUUGUGUUUGUAACUCAGGAUAAUGGGAAUCAGGUCCAGCCUGAACUGUGUAAUAUUUUAAACCCACAAUCUCAUUUGGAAACAAUGCCCACGGUUUUGUGCAAUAAUGAUAUUAGAGAAGUUAACAAUCAAUACUUGGAGCUAGUUGGCGAUCCUACGCAAACCAACACAAUUGUAAACGCUUCGGGGGUCGACAAUUUGCAAUUGGUUCCCGAAGGCGAGCAAGCUGUGGAGCUGCUGAUCACCGAUCAGGAAACCGGAAUUUCCUACAGCGUGAGCACGCAGGAACUGUUGGUGGAGCGCUGCCUAGAAGACCCCCAACUCCUGGAGACUCUCGCCCCAGACGAUGCUCUACUGGAUCACGCGGGCAAUUUAACAUUGAAAGACGAAGAUUUGAACGAGGAAAUUUUAAGGGUCAGCCAGGUGGAUGCGACAGUAAACAAUUACAUCAACAGUUUGGCGUUCGGGGAUAUUGUUAAAAAUGAAGAGGAGCUGGGCUAUGUUAAAAUGGAGACCAGAAGAAAUGGGAAAACAGAUUUAGAUGAUGAGGAACAAUUAUUAUCGUGCGUUUACAGCAUUUCCGAUAAACCUAUAUUAUCAAGAGCUAGGGCUUCCCUUCCUGCUUCUUUCUUGGUUAUAAGCAUCAUCAACGAGGAAAAUGCGGUUUUUGCGAAAAAAGUUAUUCCCAAAAGUUCACAAUUCGGGCCAUUGGAAGGCUUGUAUGUCCAUGUUAAAUCAGAUGAGGUUGUCAAAGUUGAUAAUAACAUUUUGCAACUAUUUGUCAAGUUGGAUGAUGGCGUUUAUAAAGUUGAUUUUUCUGAUGAAAAUUCAUCAAAUUGGAUGGGUUUUGUAAGGAAAGCGCAAAAUUUCGAAGAACAAAAUCUUCUCGUAAGCGAGGACAACGGUUCUUUGUACUUUAUUACAACGAAACCUAUUCUGCCGAAGCAAGAACUCAAGGUCGGUUAUUCCAACGCGUACGCCCAACAAUUUAACCUGCCAAUUUUGGAGCCGAAACAGGAAUUUUGGAACUGCUACGAGUGCACGGAGAUAUUCACGAACCACGAGGAUCUGCAAAAGCAUUUGGACGUGCACGAUAACAAAGCCAAAGACGAAAAUGUCGAGCCGAAAAAAUUGAAGAAAAAGAGCAAAAUUAAGAAGCACAAUUCGUCGGCGGUCGAGUGCAAUUUAUGCGGCGACAUACAAUUCAACUACAUCGGCCUCAAAAAGCAUUUAAGCGAAACUCACCAAGUUACGAGUCCUAAGUCGGUUGAGGAAUCUUUUUCAAUUAUAACUAAUUAUGAAUGCGACGUGUGUCAUAUUGGCUUCAAAUCCGAGGCGCUGCUGAAAAUACAUCAGCUGCAGCACGACGCCGAUUCGUCGGAAGAGCAAGCGAAUCACGUGUGUCCGGCCUGCCAACGUAAAUUUCCGACGCAACGACAGUUGGUGAACCACGUGAAGCAGCACGCCCUUCCGCAGGCCGCGGCCAAUCCCGUCACCUACAAGUGCAGCAUUUGCUGCAAACCGUUCUCCACCAAAGAGAGAUUGCAGAAACACAUGAUCGCCCACGCGGCGAACGAAAACAAACCAAUCAAAUGCGACUACUGUCCGAAGCGUUUCCUGAACAACUCCGCACUCUCUUGCCACGUAAAGACCCACUACCACGGCACAAAAAUGUUCGAAUGCCCCAUAUGCAAAGAGAGCUUCGACCACGUGCUGAAGCUGAAGCUGCACGUGCCCCUCCACUGCGAGAACAAUCAGUACACGUGCCCGUACUGCAAGAAAACCUUCAAGCAGUACUCCGUCAUAAGAAAGCACAUCCGGGCUUUUCAUUGCGAUAAAAAGUACAGCUGCACGGAGUGCGACGCGACCUUCAUGAACCAGGACAAACUGAAGCUGCACAAGUUGAAGCACUCGAACCACAGAGAGUUUCUGUGCGCGGGUUGCGGUAAACAGUUCAAGAGAAAGGAUAAACUGACGGAGCACAUAAAAAAGGUGCACAGCGAGGAGAGAGAGAACAGCACGCCGUCGCCCACUGAAGAGGUGAAAAAAGAAACGAAAAAGAAAUCGAAAUGCGAACCUACGGACUUCCACCGGUUUAUUUACAAGUGCCACACUUGCAUGGUGGGUUUCAAGCGGCGCGGCAUGCUGGUCAACCACCUGGCCAAGAGACACCCAGACAUUCCGCCCGACUCCGUUCCCGAACUGAACUUGCCGAUACUGCAGACGACGCGCAUCUACUACUGCCAGUACUGCGAGAAGUUCUACAAGAGCAGCUCGAAACGCAAGGUGCACAUCCUGAAGAACCACCCGGGAGAGGAGUUGCCGAUGUCGAACAGGAAGCAAAACUCGCUGCAAGUUUCCAGCCUGCCCAACCCCACCUACUCGCAGACGGUCGGCAGCAAAACGACGACGCCGCAAAACUGCGAGUGGUGCCACAAGCAGUACGCCAGCAAGGCCAAGUUGCUGCAACACAAGGCCAAAAAACAUCAGGAUAUGCUCGGCAACGAUGGAAGCGACGUCAAAACGGAGGCAACCAAGGAGAAUGUCGAUGUAAAUGACACUCCAGUGGUUACAGAAGAAGAGUUAGUAAACCUUAUAACUAAUACAAUAGAUGGUUACAACAUUGAGGAUGAUUCUCAAUAUUUGUCAAUCAAUGAGAAUUGCGGCAGCUUUAUUGAAAGUGGCGAGUUAGAAACUUCGAGUUUAUACCGAUUGUCGACUACUAGCAAUGGAUUGUUGCCUCCGCGCUGA
Molecule: messenger RNA, 3024 nt
Organism: Brassicogethes aeneus
Lineage: Eukaryota; Metazoa; Arthropoda; Insecta; Coleoptera; Nitidulidae
Source: the annotation of a GenBank genome assembly